Molecule: messenger RNA, 408 nt
Organism: Puccinia triticina
Lineage: Eukaryota; Fungi; Basidiomycota; Pucciniomycetes; Pucciniales; Pucciniaceae
Exons: 2
Coding region: 1-408 (135 amino acids)
Source: RefSeq, a predicted model, not a curated record
AUGCGUUUCACUGCUGUCGCCCUUGCUGCCACCCUGGCUCUCGUUCAAGCGUCUUCUGCCGAGCUCGCCGUUGAGAAGCGUGGUAUUUUCGACUUCCUGAUUCCUGGUGGAGGUUUCCCCGAAACCGGAAUGUCGUGUGGCCACAAUCGCAACCUCGUCGGCUUGGGCCUCGGCAACGCUAACACCUGCACGAUGAUGAACAACGGUGGUUCCACGGGUCCUAUGCGAUGUGGCGGAGCUGAUUCCCUCGUCCAACUCGACCUCGGCAAUUACAACGGUUGCACCAUGAUGUCGAGCCCCUCCGACGCCCUCAUGAACCCAGCCACCAGUGGCUUCGGUGGUGGUGAUUUCUUCGCCAAGAGCACCGAUGACAAGAAGGUUGGUGCCGAAGACAAGAACAAAGCAUAG